This is a messenger RNA of Sorghum bicolor (sorghum), 3304 nucleotides long. Its product is annotated as trihelix transcription factor GTL1. The record is from RefSeq and is a predicted model, not a curated record. Lineage: Eukaryota; Viridiplantae; Streptophyta; Magnoliopsida; Poales; Poaceae. The transcript has 3 exons. Bases 711 to 2882 code for a protein of 723 amino acids.
AUGAAAAUAUCUCGAUACACACACAUUUACUCGUGGAGAAGUAAUAAGAGCACAUCUGAUAUCUAUAAUAUUUAAUGAUAUGCAUAAAAAACUAGAAUACAUAUAUUUUUUCCAAAGUUCAUAAAUCUUCUGAGAGAGAUAUACUCACAAUAAAUCUUUUAGCACAUUAGCACUAGUAUAUAUCUAGUGGAGUUUACACAUGUACCAUGCCCCAACCCCAGGCCCAGUAGAGAGGGUCUUGGCUUUCUCUGCCUGCCCUCACAGCCCUCCACACUCUUUUGCCCCUUUCCAGUUGUCCAUGACCCCAUCCCAUCCCUUUCACCACCGCCCCUCUUCCUCCUCCCCUACCUGCACAGCCCCUCGCUGCCAAUUUCCCUCAUAACCCGUCGUCCAGAGGCUCGUCCGUAAGUCUCUAAUCUUGAUUGUGGCACUCACUCUGUUCCUAGAGAGAGACGGGAGGGAAACGGAGACCGGGAGAGGGAGAGAUGGGUGUAGAAGCAAGAAUUCUCCCCAAUUCUGUGCCUGGAUUGCUUUCUUAGUCUAAUGGUAGUUGGUAGUACGUAGCUGUAGACCGGAGCCAAGUGAGGGACUGUUUGCUAGUCGCAGUACUGGUUAAGCGAUGCUGCAAUUUUCUAUUCCCUAGGUCUUUGUGAGGUGGUAGAUCAACGGAAUUUCGUGUUUUGGGCAGGGAAGCAAAGGUGGUGGUGGCCAUGCUGCACCACCACGGUGGCGCCGGGUCCCCGUACAUGGCCCCGACGACGGCUGGCACGGGCGCGGGCACGGCCCCGCUCUCGCCGACGCCGACGGCGCCCGCCGUCGUGUCUGUCACCGACAUCCCAGCCGCCCCGCCGACGAUGCAGCUGCAGCCGGCGGGGCCGAGUGCUAAUUUCGAGGAAUUGCCAGUGGUCGGCUCCGGCUCUGGCGUCGGCGUCGGCGCCGGUGCCGGUGCCGCGGCCAGCAUCAUCCAAGACGACGACAUGCAGGCCGACUUGGGCGGCAGCGGCGCGGGAGCGUCCGGCUCGGGCGGCCACCACCGGUGGCCGCGCGAGGAGACGCUGGCGCUCAUCAGGAUCCGGACGGAGAUGGACGCCGACUUCCGGAACGCCCCGCUCAAAGCGCCGCUCUGGGAGGACGUCGCCAGGAAGCUUGCAGAGCUGGGCUACCAACGGAGCGCCAAGAAGUGCAAGGAGAAGUUCGAGAACGUGGACAAGUACUACAAGCGCACCAAGGACGCCCGCGCCGGGCGCCAGGACGGCAAGAGCUACCGCUUCUUCUCGCAGCUCGAGGCGUUGCACGCCGCGGCGCCGCCGCAGCUGCUGCUGCCGCCGCCGCCCCCCUCGGGCAUGAGCAUGACCACGGUGCAAGCUGGCCCUCAUCAGCCCAUGGCAAUGGCAUGGACGGCGGGCCCUUCGGCGCUGGGCCCUCCUGCCGGCGCCGGCCUGCCGGACCUCAGCUUCUCGUCGAUGUCAGGGUCAGAGUCCGAAUCCGACUCCUACUCGGACGACUACGACUACGACGACUCUGAUGCCGGGGAGGAGGGCCUCGGCAGGGAGCAGGGCCUCGGCAGGGGCGAGUGCGACAGGGAGAUGAUGGCGAUCUUCGAGGGGAUGAUGAAGCAGGUCACGGAGAAGCAGGACGCCAUGCAGCGCGUGUUCCUGGAGACGCUGGAGCGGUGGGAGGCGGAGCGCACGGCGCGCGAGGAGGCGUGGCGGCGCCAGGAGGUCGCCCGCAUGAACCGCGAGCGCGAGCAGCUCGCCAGGGAGCGCGCCGCCGCGGCCUCCCGCGACGCCGCGCUGAUCGCGUUCCUCCAGCGCGUCGGCGGGGGACAGGGGCAGCCCGUGGCGCGGCUCCCUCCGCACAGCGCCGGCGUCGUGCCCGCGCCGCCAAUUCCGGACCACACCCCUUCGUCGCCUCGUCGCCACGACGCGGCGGCGGCGGCCACCUAUCUUCAGCAGCUGGUGCCCACGUCGCACAAGGCGGUGGAGGCCUUGACGUGGACGGGAGGCGAGGGCAGCGGGUCCACGUCGUCGUCGCGGUGGCCCAAGGAGGAAGUGGAGGCGCUGAUCCAGAUGCGGAACGAGAAGGACGAGCAGUACCAUGACGCGGGGGGCAAAGGCCCGCUUUGGGAGGACAUCGCCGCCGGGAUGCGCAGGAUCGGGUACAACCGGAGCGCCAAGCGGUGCAAGGAGAAGUGGGAGAACAUCAACAAGUACUACAAGAAGGUGAAGGAGAGCAACAAGAGGCGCCCCGAGGACUCCAAGACCUGUCCGUACUUCCACCAGCUCGACGCCAUGUACAGCAAGAAACACCGUGCUGGCGGCGGCAGAGGCAGCAGCAGAACCGCACCUGCAGCCAACAUGGCCACCGCCGUCACCGUCGCCGUCGCCGUCGCCGCUGCCGUGCAGGACAACCCGAGCCAGCGCGAGCUCGAGGGAAAGAGCAGCAACGAUGUCGACCACCGGAAGAAUGAUGAACUGGGAAACGUGCAGGCUUCUCCCGGCAACGGCGAUACAGCACCAACGACCACCACCCCGCCUGGCGACGGCGCCAAAAACAAGAAUGUGCAGACGGCAGAGGACAAUGUGACUGAAACAAAUGUGCAGCACCAGCAGCAACAGCAGCAGGGGUUCAGUGCGGACGAGACGGACAGCGACGACGACAUCAACAUGGCAAGAGACUACACAGUCUACACUGAAGAAGGCAACGACGAAGACAAAAUGAAGUACAAGAUGGGCGUCCAGAAGCCUGAUGUGAUCGGGAGCAGCGGCAACGUACCUGCAUCACCACCAGCACCAGCACCAGCACCGGCAGCACCAGUGACGGCUGCAGCACCGACGAGUUCAGCUGCCCCAACGGGCAGCACCUUCCUUGCCGUUCAGUAGAGGGCAAUGCUGCAGGAGCAGGACCAGUGCCAGCUGAUCAGCACCAGUGCAUCACCACCUUUUCCGGCCCAUAAUCACCUAGUAUACUUGCCCUGGCUUUGAACCAUCUGAAUACCAUUUAUUGAUUUGUUCUGUAAUAAGUACCAGAUCAUGAAAGGUUAAAAAAAAAGGUAGUAGUAAGACUGAAGAACAGAGGAGGUAGCAGAGGCGCCUAAACAGAAAGUUCUUUUCUUUUUUCUUACCAUAGGUCAUGUUAUACUUUAGCCUAUUGCAAACAACUGUACAUUCAUGUGUCAGUCUCAACUUCCAGUAAUCUUCUCCGAUCAAAAUUGUUCAGGGAUUUGGAGCGGCCAAUCGACAUUUCUUUCAGCCAUAAAUGGCCUAAUCUCUUUUUUUUAAUCCUUCAGAUAAUGUUUUGCCGA